Molecule: messenger RNA, 1121 nt
Organism: Arachis duranensis
Lineage: Eukaryota; Viridiplantae; Streptophyta; Magnoliopsida; Fabales; Fabaceae
Product: transcription factor bHLH146-like
Exons: 1
Coding region: 253-846 (197 amino acids)
Biological process (GO): regulation of DNA-templated transcription
Source: RefSeq, a predicted model, not a curated record
UACAUACCCUACUUCCUCAAAACCCUAUAUACUUCCAACUUAGCUUACUUCCUUUGCUUCAACCUUAUAACUUAUAACCUCACUCAUUUAAUUUAUUCUAUUCACUCCCUAAAUCAUGCUUCAUAUUAUUAUUUAGUAUCUCUUCUCUUGUUUUCACUUUACUUAAUUACCCUUUUAUCCUACAACUUGUAUAAAUCACCAAAACCUCUUGUUCUUGUUCUUCUCCCUCUUCUUCAUUUUGAAUUUUUUGAUAUGGAGGGGCAAGCAGCUAAACGGAGGCGCGUGUACUCGAUUGAACCCAAGAAAGUGGUAGAAGAAGCAGUGUUUACAAGGAAUUACAUGAACUAUUUGGUUCCGGCAUUGAUGAAGAUCAAGGCGGGAAAAAGGAGUAGCCAUUGUUGUGAGAUUCAGAAUGUUGUGAAGCAUGAAGUGGACAUGGCAAUGGUGUUCUCGGCACAAGGUUUUGCAUGGAGUAAUGCUCUCAAAGCCAACCUUCAAAGGUACCAAAAUGAACAUAGUAGUAGUAGUGGUGGUCCAAUAAUAACUAGUAAUAAUAAUAAUAACCCUAGUAAUAGUAGUUCAAAAUCCAUCAAGUAUGUUAAUAAGGACAUAAAAGGAGAAGAAUAUGAAGAUGGGUUUAUCAAUAAUAAUAAUAAUAAUAAUAAUAAUAAUAAUAAUAAUAAUAAUAAUAAUAAUAAUAAUAGCAAGUUGAGGUGCUUAAGAAGGUUGAUACCCGGUGGAGAAGAUAUGUGCAAUGAACAAAUGGUUGAAGAAUUAGAGAGCUAUAUAAGCUGUUUGAAAAUGCAGGUCAAUGUUCUUCAAUACCUUGCAGACAAAAAUUGUUGAUUUUAUUUAAUUUAUAUAUAUCAUCUUUUUGUUAUAUAUUGUUUUCAUGUUAUAUUGUUUUAUAUAUUGUAUUGUAUUAUUGCAAUUUGAAAUAUGAGCCAUAUUGUAAAUAUAUACUUUUAAAGUUGUUUAUUAAGGUAUGUAUUAGAUGGGAAAAGAAAAGUUGGAGGAUCGGAGAGUUUGGGGUUCUCCAAAUUCCCCACUGCAAUGAAGAGAUUGUUCUAGCUUGUACUUUAUUUUUUACUUUUGAGAAAAAUACUAAUUAUACAUGAUAA